AUGAGAAAAUGCCUGUGCCGUGCAGUCCACCCAACGGACCAAGAGCCCGGACUGUCUGGACGUGAAACAGCACCGAUGUCGGCGGCACCCUGGCGUGUACUGGCGCGCGUAGCUGCCGGAUUCGCUCUACAGCUUCUGAGCGUCUAUACCAGCAUUUCUGUCUUCGUGAAAGACACAAGCUACCUCUGGACGGGCAUGGCCAUCACCGCGGGACUCCUGUUCAACACACCCGCCGAAUGCCGCCUGGAGCGUUUUGCCCACGUGUUCUCUGGCGCUCUGGCAUACUAUCUCCUGGACUUCCACUACGAGCGCUUUCCGACCGGGCUGGUAGUGGCUGUUGCUCUCUGCAACGCGCUGGGAUGUGUGGUCGGCGAACACUGUUUUAGGCGAGUAUUCCCUAGAACUCCGAUGAUACCCCGAGAUAUCGAGCAACUCAAGUUCCUUGGCGCGCUAAUGCUUUUCCCGGUGUUUGCUGGGAGCUUGGCGGCGAGUGUUCCAGGAAGCGUGGCCUUUCGUUUGUAUUUUGGGGCAAACCUGUGGAAGGUGUUUGUCAACUACACCGUGGGUCACAUCUCAGGAACGACGGUGGUUUUGUACCCAACGAUGGUUCUCCCGGCGUUGUGGAGCAGCAAGCAGCCGAUUCAGGCAGCUAUGGUUUUAGGCCUCGCUGGUGUUGUCCUUAUGUUCGCGUUUACGGACUAUGGGGUGUUUGCUUUCGGCGCUAUCCUGGGUGCCUACGGUUCUAUCGUAACCGUGAGCACCCAACUGGACCAGUGGAAUGCAUGUCUCAUGGGCGCUGUCGCUGCAGCGCUUAUGCUAGGGCUAACCAUGGGAGGAAGAGGACCCUUUAACUCCGUAUGCUACUUUGAAGAAGGAGCUAGAAACGUGAUCCUGUCGACGCAACUUGCGACCACUGUCGCGACCGGUUGCAGUGCCUUCGUCAGCAUUUCCUCGACUAGAUUGCGUAAACUCCAGGCCCGCGAGAAAGCCUCUCUAGAAAGAGCGGAAAAGAUGAUAGAGACUCAGACAGUGCAACUCUGCAAGGUAGCGCAUGACAUGCUCAACAACACCACCUUCAUCUGGGGUGUGACCGAGAGCUUAGCGGACACCCUUCCACCGACAGGGCAAUCUGCUAGUCAGCUGAAGAUGAUCCAAGCGGCAAUCACAAUGAACGGCACGCUUGUGAAGGACAUGACAGACUCCUUCAAGCCUGAAGGUCAUGGGCGACCUAUACGACGGACGGAGGUCGACGUGCAAGAGAUGGCAGAAUUGCAUGUUAACUUCGCGAAGGCGCUGGUUCGUAUGGCCGGCAGGAGCAUAGAAACGACGCUCGACCUGGGUACGGCGGAGGGCGAGUUCAAGGUGUUCACGGACAGGGACCGCUUGCAUCAGAUACUUAGCAACCUGGUCGGGAACGCCGUAAAAUACACGAAGUCGGGGACGAUUGUCUUGAGGGUCUCUCGCCAAGACGAUGCGGGCACAACCGGCAGCGUCAUCCUUCAGGUAAUCGACACCGGCAUCGGCAUCGAUGCGGAGGAUAUCCCAAAAAUCUUCGGAACGCUGUUCAGGUGCGCCAGGGGAGCUCAGUUGGCCCCAGGCUCAGGACUAGGACUCUCGAGCGUGCUGGACAUGUGCAAGCUCCUCGAGGCAAAAGUUGACCUGCAGAGUCCCGGAGUCGACAAGGGAACCACAGUCACGCUCGAGUUGCCUAUCGGCACCGAUCCGACCAAGACAAAUGCGGUGGACGCGGGUGUGGAGUGGACCCCGCCCGCUACCGGUUUCCGCGUUCUGGUCAUCGACGACUCGCUCGUCAUCAGAGAGAUGAUGAAGCGGUGCUUGAUCCGAUUGGGCUGCGACGUUACCCCUCUCGGUUCGGGCGAGAAGGCCAAAGAGCAUCUCAUGGCCAAGGGAGCCGCUAUCGAUGUCGUCAUCACCGACCAUUACAUGGGACAAGGCCGAUGCACCGGAGCGGAUCUGAUAUCAGACAUCCGCCAAGGUCGUCUGCGCGGGGUGUCGAAGAAUGUUCCGUGCAUCCUGUGCAGCGGGCGGGAGGUUAAGAUGGAAGAGUUUGGCGACAACACUUUGUUCAUGUGGAAACCGUUCUCCAAGACUGACGUGUCUCAUGCACUUCAGUCGGCCGUGCGCCAUUCGGCUGCGCGUGGGCGGUUGAUCGUACUUAUCGGUGGGAGAAAGCCGAGACCGGACAGGAAAGGAAGGACGCGGGGGUGUGCCAGGGGGGAGGGCAACAGGUUUUGCGAGGGAAACGAAGGGCAUGGGAGGUGCGUUGGCAUAUCGGACCCAUUUUGGCAUUUCUUCUGGUUGGUGAGUGAUGUCAGGCCGGACUUGCGGCAACGCACGUCAUUUUCUGGCUCCCAGCGCUGGGGCUCGACUUCCUGGGUGUUCGAGGUCGUCUCUGGCCGACUCAGGAACGGUGCUCCGGUAGAAAGAGACGAGGGCUAG
Molecule: messenger RNA, 2460 nt
Organism: Ectocarpus sp. CCAP 1310/34
Lineage: Eukaryota; Phaeophyceae; Ectocarpales; Ectocarpaceae
Source: the annotation of a GenBank genome assembly